Molecule: messenger RNA, 1086 nt
Organism: Striga hermonthica
Lineage: Eukaryota; Viridiplantae; Streptophyta; Magnoliopsida; Lamiales; Orobanchaceae
Source: the annotation of a GenBank genome assembly
AUGGAUACUUCUUGUUCUUCCUAUUUUCCCAAACUUGCUAUUGCCUUUUUGUUUCUUUUCGUUGGUACGAUCUCGUCACAAAAUACCGUGUGUCCGUAUCAGUAUUUGUACCAUCUUGGUGAUGGAGUUACUGACGUCGGCAAUUCAAUUCGGGUUCUCCCUUGGGGACCUUCGCUUCCGGCUGCACGAUUGCCUUAUGGCCGGUCGUACCCCGGUUACCCUACUGGUCGAUGGGGCGAUGGUCUUAUUGAUUUCGACUUUGCAGCUGCUGAUUUCGGCUUUCCACGCAUCGUACCUUAUUUGACACCCGAAGCAAACUCCAGCAACGGAGUCAUAUUUUCGGUAGCAAGAAGCCCGGUGCUCGACCACAAGUUUUUCAAACAAAGAGGCGUUAAAAUUCCACCAUAUGUCAUUCCUCUUUACGAACAGCUCAAUUGGUUCAGAACACAUCUAAAAUCCGUUUGUGGAUCAAAUUGUGCAAAUAGGCUAGCAAAUUCUCUUAUACUGUUGGGGGACAUUGAAGCCAAUGACAUCGGCUAUUCACUGCUCCAAGGAAAAUCCAUCAAUGAAGCACGAACUUAUGUGCCCUAUAUAACACAAGCUCAAAUAAAUGUUACAAGGGAGCUGAUCAGCAUGGGGGCAAGGCAAUUAAUAAUCCCGGGAAAUGCUCCAAUCGGAUGCUUUCCUUAUAUUCUAACUGCAUUCCCAAGCAAUGAUCCGAAAGCUUACGACGAAUUCGGUUGUCUUAAAAGCGUAAACGAUCUAAUGACAUUUAAAAACAACGAUCUCCAACAAGCUAUCGCAAAACUUAGAAUAGAGUUUCCUGAUGUCAGCUUAUUUUACGGGCCAAACAAAAACAACGCGUUGAAAGCUUGUUGUGGAAUUGGAGGAAAAUACAAUUUCAACAGCAAAAGCGGUGAAAAGAAGCACGUCUUUGCAGGCAUCGCCAUCGUCGGAGUCAUCUUUGGUGUUCCAUGGUACCUCAUGAACCAAGGCGCAAAGCAUCAAUCUCAUCAAGAUUACAUGGAGAAGGCCGAUAAAGCUAGGAGUGCACGGCUUUCCGCUAGUUCAUCCAUGCCUAAAUGA